Messenger RNA from Olea europaea var. sylvestris, 846 nucleotides. RefSeq lists its product as uncharacterized. Bases 1 to 846 code for a protein of 281 amino acids. NCBI's taxonomy places the organism in Eukaryota, Viridiplantae, Streptophyta, Magnoliopsida, Lamiales, Oleaceae. The transcript is spliced from 2 exons. The record is from RefSeq and is a predicted model, not a curated record.
AUGGUUGGUGGACGUGGUCGUGGUCGUCGAGGACAGUUAACCCAACGUUUGGCGGAGCAAGAGUUCGGUAAUCAUGAUGUAGAAGGUCACGAUUUCGAUACCAGUUUCGAAAAUCUGUAUCACCAUCGUGCUCGAGUUUGGGAGCAUCGUGGACGGGAGGAUCGUCAUGUGGACUUCGAUUUCAGAGUGGAUCUGCCCGAGUUUUCUGGUACGUUGCAGGCUGAAGGAUUUAUUGAUUGGCUGAAUGAAGUGGAGCGGAUUUUAGAAUAUAAGGAGGUUCCAGAUCGUGUCAAAGUGAAACUGGUCGCCAUCAAACUCAAAGGUAGGGCAUCUGCAUGGUGGGAACAGUUGAAGCGUUCACGGGAGCGACAGGGGAAAUCCAAAAUUACUAACUGGGAGAAGAUGAAGAAGAAGAUGAAAUGGCACUUCCUCCCUUUCGGCUAUACUCAAACCUUGUUUCAGAGGCUUCAUUCACUAAGGCAAGGCGCAAGAUCAGUCAAUGAUUAUACUGAAGAAUUCUAUCAGUUGGUAGCUCGGAAUGAUUUAUCUGAGACGGAGAAGCAGAUGGUAGCACUGUAUUUGGGGGGAUUAAGGCAGCCCCGACAGGAUGUUCUCAGCCUUCAUUCAUUGUGGACAGUUUCUGAGGCAUAUCAGCGAGCACUUUCAAUAGAGAAACAGCAAAGUAGGAGGCCAGUGGUCAGAGGUGAAGGAAGUCAGCCAGUUCGCCCUCAAGAAUCUCGUCCUGCUUAUCAGCCACAGCGGGAUAGUUCCACCUCAAGUAUUAAGUACUUUAGGUGUGGUAAACAGGGGCAUAGGACGACUGAUUGCAGGAAGCCUGCUGGUUAG